Messenger RNA from Trichoplax adhaerens, 1212 nucleotides. RefSeq lists its product as uncharacterized. Gene Ontology annotation, molecular function: ligand-gated sodium channel activity. Gene Ontology annotation, cellular component: membrane. Gene Ontology annotation, biological process: sodium ion transmembrane transport. Lineage: Eukaryota; Metazoa; Placozoa; Uniplacotomia; Trichoplacea; Trichoplacidae. The record is from RefSeq and is a predicted model, not a curated record. The transcript is spliced from 5 exons. Bases 1 to 1212 code for a protein of 403 amino acids.
AUGGCUAAGGAAGACCUCAGCAUGGAAGAGAAGUUUGCUAGUACGACUUCUUGUCAUGGAAUCUCUCAUGUCUACCAAAAUGAUAGUGGCAGACUACCACGAAUGAUCUGGUUAAUUUUGACUAUAGCAGCCACAGCUGUAUGUAUUAGCCAAUGUAUCAUCAUUAUCUACGACGCUUCUCAACUACCGACAAGAAUUACUUUUAGCGAUGUUUCAGCCAACUCGACUGUCUUUCCUUCUAUUACGAUAUGUAAUACCGAUAAUUCUCCAAGAGAUGCUCUACCAGAAUCUGAUUUAAAAUAUUUAUCUAUUUUAUUGCACACGCAAUCAACAGAGAAUGCGUAUAACGAAACUCAGGUCCAGGAGGCAGCUCGUUAUUUUAUAAAGAAAUAUGGCGAUAAAUUCGAUUACGAAAACUAUAUACGAACAUCUAGUGCAAAAUUGGAGAACAUGCUGCUACGAUGUCAGUGGAUGAAUCGUCCAUGUAGUCUCUCUGAUUUUACAUCAAUUGUAACCGAUUACGGCAACUGUUUUACCUUUAAUCCAGGUACUAAAGACUUACCUCUGAAGAAUCAAACCGUUCCAGGGGAAGUGUAUGGUCUUCGCUUAGCUUUUAAUAUUGGGCAAUACAAGUAUUAUCCAGAUCUUUUAGACAGAAAUCGCCCUGAUGCAGGUAUCCGAUUUACAAUACACUAUCAUAAAGAACCGCCAAAUCUUCUAGCAAAAAGUAUUAUUGCGCCUGUGGGCUCCCAUACCUACGUUUCCUUCACUCGAACUUACCAUAAAAAGUUAGAAAAACCAUGGGGAGAAUGUGGAUCUAGAAAAUUACUUUUCCACGAAUUUUAUUCCCAUGUCGCUUGCAUUGACGAAGUAUCGGCAAUUUAUGCAUCUACAUUAUGCAAUUGUAGUAUUAUUGGUGCAUUUGGACCCUAUGGCGCCUGUGACAGCGUUAAAUUUAUAACAUGCAUCGUCCCCAUUUUAGCUAAAGCACGAGUUCAAGCUAAUGAAAACAUCGCGGCUUGCCCUGUAGCUUGUGAAACUUAUACAUAUCCUACUGUAAUCUCUUAUGGAAAUCUUGCACUAAUUCCGAUUUCGAGUUUAAUUACCAAUUAUCUUAAUGUUUCUGGGAUAAUACGCCAUGCACAGUCUUUGGACUGGAUUAAAGAUCCCAAUUACUCCACCGCUAAUUUUGUCAGGCAUGAGAGACUAUAA